AUGGAUGAGCAUGUGACUAUAGCUGUAAAACUGAAGAAGAGAUUAUCUCACAAGUCUGCAUGCUUCACAGAAAAUGUUCGUCCAAAUGUUGUGAUAAAUGCUUUACAAUGGCUUAUGAAAAAUUCUGAAUUGUAUAAGAAUUCAGGUAUAGUGAUAGACCAUUCUUGGAAAGAUAAAAUUGAAAAAAGUACUGAGGAAACGGUACAAGAACUGAUAGGAUCUUCAAAUGAUAGUGAUGAUCGUGAGACUGAAGGAAAUGAUGAUGGUUUUUGUGAAGUUUCUUCAGAUGAUUGUAUUCAAGGCAAUUCUGAUACACUUGUUGAUGAAGCAGACAUUGAUACAAAUAAACUUUAUGUGUUUGCUCCUGGGGAAAACCAAAAACCAAUAAGUUUAUUUACAGAUAAAGAUGCAGAAUAUCUCUGUUUUCCGACAAUAUUUUGUGGUCAUCGUAGGACUGAAAGUGAGGAAAGAGUAGUUCCAGUACACUACAGUGAUAUUGCAAAAUGGGAGUUGCGCAGUGUUGAUAGACGAGCAGCACAAUCUGUACCUAACAUCUUUUUUAAAUUGAAGAAGAUUCAAAUUAAGCAAGUUAGUGACAAAGUUAACUUGGCACUGAGAAGAUGUAAAUCUGAGGGUAAGAAAAUCACUGCAGAACAAGUUUUAAAUCCAGUUUCUGCAGAAAAAAUUGUAAGAUUAAAUGAAGGGUAUUAUAUAUUCAGAACACUUAGAAAUUCUCCUGCAUAUCUUUCAUCUAAAAAGAAAGAUGUCUUUGCCAUGAUAAGGCAGUUGGGUCUUCCAACCUGGUUUAUAUCUCUCUCAUCAGCUGAUACCAGAUGGCAAGACCUGCUUAAAACAUUGGCAAUGCUAGAUGGAAAAUCCAUGUCACAAGAAGAAUUAGAGGCUAUGAGCUGGAAUGAAAAAUCAAAACUAGUGAAACAAGAUCCAGUGACAUGUGCAAGAUUCUUUGACAACAGAGUUCAACUCUUUAUCAAUACUGUUCUUAAGAGUCCUCACAAUCCUCUUGGUGUUGUCACUGAUGUGUUUCGAAGAGUAGAAUUCCAGAACAGAGGUUCACCACAUAUUCAUAUGCUGGUAUGGACAAGUGAUGCUCCAAAGCAUAAGGAAAAUAGCAAUGAGGAAAUUGAAGCUUAUGUAGAUAAGUAUGUCACAUGUGGUUUGCAGGAAAAUAAUCCUCAAAUGAAGCAGCUUGUAGAGCUUCAAGUACAUAAACACUCAAAGACUUGCAAGAAAGGUGGUAAAUCUGUGUGCCGAUUUGGAUUUCCAUUGCCACCUUUGCCCAAAACGAUGCUUCUUGAACCCUUGGAUGUUGAUGUUGAGCAUUAUAAAAAGAUGUAUUCUGAUAUUCAGAAGAAAAUGAAUGAUUACAAAGAUGGUUGCAGUCUAGACUAUGAGUUCUUCUUACAGACUGUUGUAGGAAUGUGUCAGGAUGAGUAUAUAAAAUGUAUUCGAGCAUCCCUGAAAGGUCCCAAAGUGUUUCUCAAGAGAAGUCCAUCUGAAAUGAGAGUGAAUUACUACAAUCCAUCAGUGCUAAAGGCUUGGAAUGCUAACUUAGAUAUUCAGUUUGUACUUGAUCCUUAUGCCUGUGCCACAUACAUUGUUGCUUACAUCAGCAAAUCUCAAAGAGGAAUAAGUGCAAUGCCUGAUAAGGCAUCUCAAGAAGCUGCAGAGGGAAAUAUGGAUCUGAAGCGUCAAGUUCGACAUAUUGGAAACAAGUUCUUAAAUUUUGUUGAGGUCAGUGCACAAGAGGCAAGCUAUUUGAUCCUUCAGAUGCCUCUUACACAAGCAAGUAGAGAGGUCGUUUUUAUAAAUACCUCACCACCUGAAGACAGAGUUUUUUUACUCAAACAUCAAGAUGAACUGAAUGAGUUACCAAAAGACUCGACUGACAUUAAGGCAGAUGGUAUGAUACAGAGAUACGCAAGAAGACCAAAACAACUAGAAAAUUGGUGUCUAGCUGAUGUUGUUUCCAAAAGAAAUGUUUCCAAAAGAAAUGGAAAAAGAUGUGCAAGAGGAAGUAGUUGUCAAACUUAUGAACAGCAUUACAGGCAAAAAGCAAGUGUAAUAAAUCUGAAGCAAAAGCAAUAUGAACAUUUUGUGGAUGAAUUGGAACAAGCCCAACUUCAAGCUGAAGAAGAUCUUGAUAAUAUGGAGACAGUAGCACCAAAUACAGAACAUGCUGAGGCAGAAGAUGCAGAGAUAGGUUCUGAACCAUCGGAGGAAUUUGUUCAUUAUGAUCCUGACACAGUUCAACAUAGAGAUUUUGACAUUGGUCCGGAACUGGGCUUGUCCUUAAAAGUAACUGAAACAGAAAUGAGUGCUGUCCGCAUUCCAGAUCAGCAGUAUUAUAAACUUUUGCAGACAAUGAAUACAAAGCAGAGAGAAUUUUACAAUCAUGUAAUAAACUGGAUUCAAAUUAGAGAUGAACCAUUAUAUGCUUUUCUUACUGGUGGAGCAGGUGCAGGAAAAUCUGUGGUUAUUGAUGCCAUUUUUCAAACGUUACACAGAAUACUGUACUCAAAAGAAGGAGAAAAUCCAGAUGAUAUUAGAAUAUUACUUUGUGCUCACACUGGCAAAGCUGCAUACAACAUCAAGGGGACUACUAUAGCAUCAGCAUUUCACAGGAAAAUGUAUCAAACACAGCAGCACAUGAGUGCAGAUGAAUUGAACUCAUUUAGGACAAAGUACCGGAAUUUGUCAGUUGUGAUAAUAGAUGAAAUUUCAAUGGUUGGAAAUAAUAUGCUGACAUUUAUAAAUGAUAGACUUCAACAACUUACUGGUAAAAGACAAGAUUUUGGUGGUAUUAGCAUCAUAGCUGUUGGUGAUUUGUAUCAGUUGCCACCUGUUGGAGACAAGUGGAUUUUUAAAGACCUUUCUAAUCCUUUUCAGAGUUUAGCAAAAAAUUUGUGGCAUGAACAUUUUCACAUGCAUGAAUUAACUGAAAUUAUGAGACAAAAGGAUGACCUCAGAUUUGCUGAAAUGUUGAAUAGACUUCGUGAAAACAAGAUGACAGAUGAAGACAAAGAACUUAUUUCUCAACGCAUCAUCAGGCAAGACUCUGAAAUCUAUCCUAAACAGGCACCUCAUCUGUUUAUUGAGAACAAGUUUGUUGAUUGUUUUAAUAACAAUUUAAUAGAAAACCUUUCAACAAUUAAGGUAAAUGUAAGAGCAGACACAGAUGUAUUAUCACAGACAAAACUCUCUGCAUCAGUGAAAUCCAAACUAGUUCAAAAUUUGCCUGAAAACCCGGCAUCUACUGGACAAUUAAGAACUAAUCUGGUUAUUGCUGUGGAUAUGCUAUAUGAUAUAUCAGUGAAUCUUGAUGUUACAGAUGGAUUGACAAAUGGAGCUUCAUGUGUUGUGAAGUACAUUGAUUAUAAACAAUCACAAUUAAGGCCUGCCAUCGUAUGGGUUCUGUUUCUGGACUCAAAUAUAGGAAGACCUAUGAGAGAGUUCAGUUUCCACUCCAACCAUCAGCUGGAAAGACAAUCCAUAAAGCACAAGGAGCAACUCUUUCAAGUGCAGUAA
Molecule: messenger RNA, 3546 nt
Organism: Saccostrea echinata
Lineage: Eukaryota; Metazoa; Mollusca; Bivalvia; Ostreida; Ostreidae
Exons: 3
Coding region: 1-3546 (1181 amino acids)
Biological process (GO): telomere maintenance; DNA repair
Molecular function (GO): DNA helicase activity
Source: RefSeq, a predicted model, not a curated record